Messenger RNA from Rotaria sp. Silwood1, 855 nucleotides. The record is from the annotation of a GenBank genome assembly. NCBI's taxonomy places the organism in Eukaryota, Metazoa, Rotifera, Eurotatoria, Philodinida, Philodinidae.
AUGUCCAAUUUGAAAGAAAGUAUUAAUGAAAAUGUAAAUGUUCCACAAGGUGAAACAGCUGUGUGUCAAAAUACAAUAACAACAGAUCCUCUCGGUCCAUGCUUGUUCGUUCUCAUUCGAUGUUUACGUAAAGAAAGAAGACUUUGUUUAUUGUACCAUCAUGAUUUUAACAAAUAUGAUGAUAGUGGUAAGCCACAAUUAAUAAUUCUUAAAGAAUUCUUGAUGAUGAUUUGUGAUGGUUUCAAAACAGAUCUUGGUAUGACAUCAUUAAUACCAAAUUGUCCACCAGGAAAUUCAGGUGUUAAGGAAUGUUUAUUAGCAAUAGGUGGUGGUGAAAUUUAUGAAGCCGAACAACAUAAUACUGGUGAAAAGCUUGAUUAUGCAUAUUUAGAAUUUCAAUAUUCAUACUUACCCAGAUCGGACGAUACGGUUACUUUACGGACCGUAUUACGGCCAUCUCUUGGAACAUUACCACAACUUGAAAGACUUAAUGAAAUUCGAUCAAUGAUUCCAUCUAAUGCAUUGUAUAUUAAUCCUGAAGUUGGUAUUAAUAGAUUCAGUCGUAUUGAUCAACUUAUAUUUCGAUGUGCAAUUGAAGAAAGUGUUGAAGUUGCUGCUAUUAAUGAUCCAUUUAUUCCUGUUGAUUAUAUGGCUUAUUUGGUUCAAUAUGAUUCAACAUAUGGUAAAUUUAAAGAUGCUGAAUAUAUUGUUGAAUUAACUGGUGUAUUUACAACAAUUGAUCAAUGUCAAUCACAUUUACAAGCUGGUGCUAAAAAAGUUGUUAUUACAGUAUCAUCAGCUGAUGUUCCCAGCCAAUUAAACGAUCAGCAAUUUGUUGAAUUUGUUGAACAUUGA